Molecule: messenger RNA, 3423 nt
Organism: Gordionus sp. m RMFG-2023
Lineage: Eukaryota; Metazoa; Nematomorpha; Gordioida; Chordodea; Parachordodidae
Product: probable Na(+)/H(+) antiporter nhx-9
Exons: 18
Coding region: 135-3002 (955 amino acids)
Biological process (GO): regulation of intracellular pH; sodium ion import across plasma membrane; potassium ion transmembrane transport
Cellular component (GO): plasma membrane
Molecular function (GO): sodium:proton antiporter activity; potassium:proton antiporter activity
Source: RefSeq, a predicted model, not a curated record
AUAAAAAUAAAUAAUGAUUGCUUAAAAAAAUUCAUAUAAAACUAUAACUUAACUUUUUAAAAAGAGAUAUGUAUUCCAAAUGGAAAAAUAUAUCACAAUAUGGGGAAACAUAACUACUACAAAUUUGAAAAAAAAUGCUUAGCACAUCUCACAUUAAAUAUAUACCAGUAUCUUUUUUAUUGAUAAUCCUGAUCGAAAGCGUCGUUAAGACAUUAGCAGCUGAUCAUGGUGGUGAGACCGAAACUGAACAUUAUAACCCUAAAAUACUGAGAUAUCAAAUAGCCACAGUUGAUUUUAAGCACGUGGAAAAGGCAUUUAUGAUAUCUAUUUGGAUGCUCCUAGCCAGUUUAGCCCGAUUAGGCUUCUAUAUAUCACCAACGCCCUCUAACUACUUUCCUGAGUCAUGUAUGCUUUUGCUAUUAGGCGUUCUCUCGGGGUUGGUGUUAUUUUUUUCCAGAAUCCAAGGCAUCAAUUACACAAUUUCAACAAGCCUCUUUUUCCUUUUUUUGCUUCCGCCUAUUGUAUUAGACGCUGGGUACUUUAUGUCCCUCCGACCUUUUUUUGAAAAUAUAGGCACUAUAUUACUCUUGGCAAUAGUUGGAACUAUUUGGAACACAUUUGCUACAGGAUUAUCACUGUGGGGUAUCGCGAAAACAGGUAUGAUUGGCGUCGAUGUGCCACUGAUGCACUGUUUACUUUUUAGUAGUUUGAUAUCCGCAGUUGAUCCAGUAGCCAUUUUAUCCGUCUUCGAGGAGGCCAACGUUAAUGAAAUUCUUCAUAUUAUAGUUUUUGGAGAAUCAUUGUUAAACGAUGGUGUGGCCAUAGUGUUAUAUAAUCUGUUUGGGUCUUUUAGUGAAAUUGGCUUGGAAAACAUAAUCACGAAGGACAUUAUAUUUGGCAUGAUAUCGUUUGGAGUAGUAUCCUUAGGUGGAACAUUGAUUGGAAUUCUGUUCGGAAUAUUCACAGGUUGGCUUACUAAAUACACCCACAAAAUCCGAAUUAUAGAACCCCUCUUCGUUUUCUUGUUAGCCUACUUGUCGUAUAUCGUAGCCGAUAUGUUUACUCUUUCAGGAAUAUUAGCAAUUGUAUUUUGUGGCUUAAUAAUGCGACCCUUUGUUGAAGCGAACAUAAGCUUAAAGUCUAAUAUAACGGUGAAAUACACUAUGAAGACUCUGAGCAGUAUUUGCGAGAGCAUAAUAUUCUUGUUCUUAGGUUUGUCUGCUGUCGUUGAUGUUCACGUUUGGAACAUUGCCUUUACUUCUUUUACGCUGUUCUUCUGCUUGAUAUUCCGGGCUAUAGGUAUACUACUUCUUAUACCCCUGAUUAAUAGAUACAGAUUAGUUAAAUUGAACAAAGUCGACAUUUUUAUACUGACCUAUGGAGGAUUACGAGGCGCUAUUUCAUUUUCUUUAGCCCUUCUCUUAAGUGAAAGUGUUGUAGGGCAGUAUAACAAAAGAAUGUUUGUAACCACAACAAUGACAGUGGUCAUUUUCACUUCAUUCUUUCAAGGAUUAACAAUAAGACCAUUGUUAGAAUUUUUAAGCGUGAAAAAGGCCCAGGAUAAAGAUAAAAACAUGGGCACAAUACUGUUUGCCAGAUGCAUAGAUCACCUAUUAGCCGGGGUUGAAGAUAUCCUAGGUAAUCAAGGCAAGAAUCGCUUAAGGGAAAAGAUAGAGCUAUUCCAAUACAAAUAUCUGCAACCAUACUUAGUGAAAAAAGCGUCUUCGAGGGAGGACAAUCUUGUACACAUUUGUAAAAAACUGAACAAAGACGAAACUAAUGAAUUGUUAAAACAAUACCAUGGAGAUAUAAAUGCACUCAAACAAGGUCUCACCAUAUGUCAUCUAGUGGAUUUUUUGCGUGCCAAAAAGGAAUCUACCAAGGACAAAAAUAUGAAAAACACAUUGCUAGAAAGAGGUUUUGAAUAUCUCUUGGCAGAAAUCGAAGAUUUCAUCGGUCAUAAAGGAAAUCAAAUAUCGGAUCCUACUAUGGUUGAUGAGAGUCAAGACAAAAAUAUGCCAGUUGUUAACAUAUCAAAAUAUCCAGUUUACACAAGUAAAGAAGAAGCCAAUAAAUGGUAUUCCUUGGUUGAAGAUGUACUGCACCCGCGAGGUCAUCAAGGCAAAAAAUACAGCCGACGCAUGCUCUUCCACAAUCCAUCUCUAAGUAGCAUUCAAGCUACCCCUUCGAAUCAACAUAUUCUUAAGCUAAAAACUUCGCCAUUGUUUAUCAGUCCACAUAAAAGAGGAAAACUCUUUGAGAAGUCCAACGAACACGUAAAAAGUAAGGAAUUUUCAAAAUAUUAUGGCAUACCUGAAGUACUUAGUCGUUUUUUUGGUAUGACCAGCUCUCCUUCCCAGGAUUUGGUAGCCAUCAAUAAAAGAAAUGGUAAAAGAGCUAAAAAAAAUUAUGACAAUGACUUUCCCGUUGAUAGUCCUACUACCUCAUCCGAUAUAUUCCGUUUUAACGCUUUAACCGAGACAUUGCCUGGAUCUCUAUUGAAUAGAAAUCAGCACGUUAACUCUACAUUAUUACCCAUCAAGGAGAUCGAAAAAUAUAUCCCUCGACUUAUUACUAGUAAAAAGUUAACUAAUGGAUUUGGAUCACGUGUUAUUGAAGUUGGAACGAAUCAAGAGAAGGGGCGAUUGAUAGAAAAUGAUAUAGAUACAGACACACGCCACCGGACCUUAUCCUUAAUAAAUGCAUCACCACUAUUACAACCGAUGAAAGCGACAUCCUUGACCCCUAAAUUCGAUAAGAAAAGUGCACUACCAUAUUCAUUUUUGUCACAGACUGGUACUAAAAGCUUAUUAAACGUUGAAGGAGCGGAAUCUGAAGAGAGUUUUGCGUCAGCCAUGAGUUCGCAUUUAGUAAGGGGAUUACCUGUUAGCUCCGACUUGGAGGAACCUACAAGAAAGAAAGACAUACCAAAUAAGUCGAUUGUUGCAAAGGCGGGAGUGCAAGUCGACAAACCGGUUUCCAAAUCAGAUAAAGUGACCUAAGUUUAUUCAACAGAAUUAUUAUAGAAUUGGCCUUUGCAAAUAAAGAUUUAAUAUAAUUGGAUGUUAAUGAAUACGACGCCUUACAUUUAAAAACAUUAAUAACAUAAUAUAUAAGAGGCACCCGACACAUAAAAAUUUUUAUGGGGGGCUGUAAAUUUUUUAGAAAAUUUUAUGUUUUAAAUAUUAAUAAUGGAACAAUAUUAUCUAUUAUGUAGAAUAUUUUAUUGGGCUCGCGAGCCCUGCUGCCUCCAUGAAGUCGGCGCCUAUGGUAUAUAUUAAUAUAUUAAAAUUUGUUGUAAUUGCUUUUAUCAAAUAUCUUGAAAGUUUAUUUAUAUUUUGAUAUUGGAAGUGAAUUACAUUAAUAAAUCUUUGUUCAAAUGUUAAACACAAUUUACUCCUACCUUAAAUAAUUAUAUACUUU